UGCAUUUUGAUUUGUGAAUGUGCUGAGGAUUCAGAGGGACUUGUCAAUACUGCUCUGUUGAAUGGUUGUGCUUAUUUAGCAUUGCCGUUUCUUGUAAAGAAGCAAGAUCCACCAUUCACGAGCUGGGACUCUUUUUUUUUAAGUCAACUAGCUCUCCAUCCUACUUCCUCUCAUUGCUAGAUUGACCAGAGAUUGAACGUCCAUAGGCUAUCACCCUGCUCACUGCAAAAAGGCUUUAUUUUAAGGCAAGUGAGACUGCUUCAAAUAAAACAACUCCAAGCUUCCAAGAAACAGUUAAGAGAAGGCAGAGAUCAGCAGAAACACCUCUCCGCUGACACACGGUUGCCAUGGACCUACAUAAGCAGUGGGAGAACACAGAGACUGACUGGCACAAAGAAAAGAUGGAAUUACUGGACCAGUUUGACAAUGAAAGGAAGGAAUGGGAAAGUCAAUGGAAGAUCAUGCAGAAGAAGAUAGAAGAGCUUUGCCAAGAAGUAAAGCUCUGGAGGAAAAUCAACAUGCAUGAACAUGCUAAGACCACUGAUGUUGACGCUGAGAAGGCUAUUCAAGACAAAAUGGCAGAAUCUUCUCCACUUUACCCCACUUCAGGACAAUGUGAUUUUACAGGAAUGAAUCACAUGCUCGGUCUGGAAAAAGAAUUUAAAACACAGCAGAACUUACUCAGUAAAGGAAAUCAAGUGUGUAAGGAGCAAAAAGCAACAAAAAAAACACAAGUAGGGUUUAUGGAUCCUUCAGCCACAACCAACCUAAAGGAAUGUGAGGCCUGUCCUGACCUGAGGAUUUCUGAGAAAGCGAGCAAGAACUGCUCUGGCGUCCUCAACGCAGCCCUUGAAGAACUUGCCAAGGUUAGUGAAGAAUUAUGCAGCUUUCAAGAAGAAAUUCGAAAGCAAUCUAACCACAGAAGGAUGAAGUCAGAUUCCUUCCUCCAGGAAAUGCCAAAUAUAAUUAAUGUGCCUCAUGGGGAACACAUGAUAAACAGUGACCUGUGCAUUCUUCCAAUCAAUUUAGAAAAAGAAAAACAGAAAAGUAGAAAGAAUAUGAGCUGCACAGAUGCACUGCAAAGCAGUUCUCUGAAAAAUGAUUUGCAAAGAAACGAAGCUCCACCAGUUCCUCCUCCAAGAAGCACAUCUCGAAAUUUCCCCAGCUCAUAUUCUGAAGGUAUCCACGCCCAUGAAGGGUGGAAAGAAAGUUUCGACAACAACAUCUGGUUGGCCCACAAGGGUGAAGGUGAAAGGAACUGCAAUCCUCAUUUCCUUUUGAGGCAGCGUCAGAAUCCUGUAUUGUGUCCACAUGAAGGGAGGACUUUGAAUGAGGGUAUCAUAUUUUCCUCUUUGGCAACAGCAGCCAAAAUAGAUAGCAAGCCUCCAUCUAGUGAAGAUUCUGGACUUAGCAUGGGCUCAUGCAACACUGGGAUAGAUGCAAAAACUAGCCCCUCUACAUUGCAGUUUCAGAAAACCUGCUCUAGCCCCAGUAAGCCAAAAUUGGAAAAGGUGGUCCCAGAUCACCAUGCCAAAUCUCAUCCUGAUCUUCAUGUCAACAAUGACUGUAGCUCCACGGUGACAAGGAGUGGUGGCCCACUUCCAAGUGUCAGUUACAGGUUUGAAAGAAUCACCAGGAAUGAAAAGCUGGCAGCAAAGAGUGAUGAAUUUAACAGGACUGUUUUCAGGACAGACAGAAAUUGUCAUGCAAUACAGCAGAUUCAGAGCUACUCAGAGUCAUCUGAAGAGCCUAAAUCCUGUGAUACCUUAAUUACCUGUACAGGUAAAAUACCAGAAAAUGACAAUAUGCCUGCUGUUCUGAAAACCAGUGCCCAUGUACCUGUGCCCACAGAAAAUAUGCCUGAUAAUCCCACCAGUAAGUUCACAGCAGGCCUCGUCAGGCAGAUGCAGGAACACCUGAGUCCUAGCAGUUACUGGAAUAUGCUCCAUGAGCACCGCUGGAGACCAAGUAACUUGUCUGACCGUCCAAGGUCAGCUGAUCCCAGGUCAAAUUAUGGUGUUGUGGAAAAGCUUCUGAAAACCUAUGAGACAUCCACAGGGUCUGCACUGCAAAAUUCUAACUGCUUCCAGGAUAAUUGGAACAAAUAUAAUUCUGAUGUCAGUGGUGGGCCCACAUUACAUCAGCAUUUAGAAAUGCUCCACAUGGAACAGGAGCUUGAGCAAAAGACAGCGAUGUGGGGGGGACAAGUGAAGCAAGGAAUAGACCAGAAAAAGAAAACAGAGGAACCCAUGGCAGUGAAAUCUUCCCUUGGAAAAGGAUUUUCCCGACCUGCUAGGCCAGCAAAUCGCCGUCUCCCGUCCAGAUGGGCCUCCAGAUCUCCGUCGGCGCCCCCUGCCUUGCAGAGAACUGCCCACAGUUACUCCAGUGCUCUGCACCCUGAAGCGUCGAGGGUCUGAGACUCUGGCCUGGAUUGCUGGACCCAGUUGCCAGACAGAGUAUCUGAGUGUUUACAGCCAGUCCUGUUCUCCUCUGUGUCUUUCCAGGUCCCUGGGACAAGCAAGUUAAAUCUUAACUUUCCAUCAGUCUUCAGUGUUUUUAAUCUACAGAAUAAUUAUCUUCCCAUAUUUUGAUUUUUUUGAUCAAAAUUUUUAAUGCCAUCCUCAUUAAUUUGCCAGUGUGAUAUAAGUUGAAACAAUGUACAAUACUGUAUAUUCUAACUUUCUUGCAAAUGGCAAAAAGCAAGGUUAUGUGCAUGGUCAUGUGUUUGUAGGUGCAUGUGUUGAAAUAGGGAGUACACAGUAUGUAUUUAGAUGAGAAAAAUGUAUGUGCUAGUGUUGACUUUGAAAUUAUAACAUGUAUACCUAUAUAUUCUUUGUGUUUAUUUUAAAAAUUUGAAAAAUAUACAGUACUAUUUAUAUUUUGUAUACCUUUUAAUAGGUAUCUGCUUAAAGCAUUUGAAGUACCUGUAUUAACUAACCAGUCCCUUGGCCCCAACUACACGGGAAAAAUAAGUAUACUCUUAUCCUACAUUUAUGGAUUUCUAAAUACAGCUCAUAGUUUCUUAACUCAUAUAAGGUAUACUAAUACCAUUGAUCUCCUUCAAUUCCCUUUUAAAUAAAAAUGUCACAGUUUUAACAGAUCGACCUUCUAAGCAAACAUAAAAUGUUCACAGAUGCUUUUAAUAUAUCUCUGGUGUUUAUAAUGACUUUAAUUUUAUACUUGAUCCUCAGAGCUGGUAUAAGACUACCUUAUAAAUGACAUGAGUAAAUAAUGUUUUGUCGACGUCAGUAACAACCAUUCUUUAAAUGGGAUACACAAAGAAAUUAAAUUAUGUUGAAUUCUACUUUUUUGUGUUAAACUUAUAGUAAGCUUUUAGUUGAGUUGCUUUUUCUGGAGUCAUACAUAUUUAGAGGUGAGUCAUUCACUUUUUCCUUUUUCUAAACUUUUCCCUAAAAUUAUUAGCUAAAAUACUACUUCACUUUUCUGUUAACAAUAUGAACAGAAAUAUUUCAUUGAAAACUGAAUUAUAAUAUCUUUCUUAUAGUGUGCUACAUUUAAAAAAAAAAAGCCUUAAUCUAAACUUUGGCAUUUGUGACUGGCAUAAGGGACAGAAACAUAUUUUGGCCACAACUUGCAUACAGUGAACACAUAAAAUCUAUAUUGAGAACUGAGAGAUACGAGUGUUGAAGUGCCUGGAAUUCUACAUGGAAGAUCUUAGAAGCAACUUUGCUCUCCACUGACUGUAUAUUAAAAAAACCAGAUAUAUUGUUAGAUAGAUUUUAAUUCUAUUUAAGCUUUUCUUUUGCUACCAAAGAUGGUUAAAGAAUUUUUAUGCCAAAACUAUUCAAAGACCCUUCUCCUAAUGAAGGAAGAAGGUAUUCACUUAGAGAAACUCAUUUCAUUAUAUACUGUGACUUGAGGUAAAGUAAAUGAAUUUUAAAAUUCCAGUCUGCCUUAAAAGGCUGAAGACUGUAGCAUGGUAGUAAUUUGUGUCAUACUUUCUUAUUAAUAAGGAGUGUUUCAGGAGGUAAGUUGAAUUAACUUCUAAAAUGUGAGGUUCAAUGGAUGGUAAGAACUGUAGACCCACUUUUAAUUCUUGUUUCUUUCAGGACUUUCAUUUUCCACGGGAAGACUAUCAAGCAAAAAUAACCCAGACACCAAGUGAUGUCACUCUUCAUCUAGUUCAACCCCUUGAUGUUAAAGAUGGAGAAGAAGUUAAAAUAGAGAUCACUUGAAUGUUCUCUGUUUGAAAAUAUUUUAUGGUUUUUAGGAAAUAAACCUACCAGGUAAGUGGAAAUUAUCCUUAAAAAUAUUUUUGAUGUAUUGUGAUUUUUAACUGAUAAUUUUUUUACUUUGGAUGGGCAUUUUUCUUUCAACAGCAUACACUUAGAUAUGCCAUUAUUACUGGAUUUAAGGGUUUAUAAACAUUUCCAGAUAUAUUUGAAUAGUAACACAUUUGUCAAUACAUGGAUGUUUUCCCUAGCUGAGAGACUGGGGAACAAUCUUAGAUUAUUUCAACAGGGGAUUACAAACAUUAUGGGAUUAGCUCAGAAAGGGAUGAGAAUGAGGCUCAGAAAAGAGAGCAUAAGUUCUCUGUGUGCGUGUGUGUGUGUGUGUGCAUCCCUUGCAUGAGUUCUCUAUAUUGCCUUAUAUCCCAAAGCCAAAUAUAAAAAUCUAAAUGUUGCUUUGUGUAAAUUCACUUUAUCAAAAAGUGUCCACAACUUUUAUCUAGUUUUACAUAGAUAGUGAACAUGACCGUAUUUCGUUUUGCAGAUAUUGCCACAAAACACGGUUUACUCCUACAUGGGGAAUUUAACCAGGUUCCAUGUCAUCCUGUGAAAACAUCUGGACCUAAAAUUGAGAAGCUUCCCUACAAAGAUUUUAAAAAUUUUCUUUAGGCACCAUUGCUGAUAAACAACUAUUUGAUCUCCUUCAUCCGUUAGAAGCUAUCAAAUAAAGUAGGUGUAGAAACA
Choloepus didactylus (southern two-toed sloth) is the source of this 4934-nucleotide messenger RNA. RefSeq names its product KIAA0408 ortholog. The transcript is spliced from 7 exons. Lineage: Eukaryota; Metazoa; Chordata; Mammalia; Pilosa; Megalonychidae. The record is from RefSeq and is a predicted model, not a curated record. Bases 348 to 2417 code for a protein of 689 amino acids.